GUGAAAGUGACCGCUGAUCAUUUAAAACUGAAAGUGGGCAACAAAUCUUCCGCUUUCUACUGUAGUUCAAUCGGGCGUUAAUCUUCACGCAUGCGCUGUGUCUCAGCAUUGACCUGUACUACACAACAUGGAUAGUUGUUGUGUUUGGUCAGGUGUUUUUGAAUGAAACCGUAAAACUUUGAUGACUGAAGGGCACCUGAGCUUCACUUGACUUGCUCAUGGCGAGCCAAGCCUGGCUGGAGUCUUCUCUGCGGCGCUCUGCCAGUCUGGGCCUGGAGGUGCUGGAGCGGGCCUCCAGGCGGAGCGUAGACUGGACAAGCACAGCAGCCUCCCAGACCCCCACUACUACAGAUGAGGAGCCAGAAAUUCCUGUCAAGAGAGCACGCUCAGAGCUUGAUGAUGUCUUUGCAACUAUCGCAGAUUACAUGGCACAGACGACCCAUCAGUGCAAGAGGUUUUAUGAGUCUGGCUGCUGCGCUACACCCACCGACACUGAGAGGAACCACGUGUCCAGGUUCCAUACACGGGCAGCAGCUGGAAUGACGAUGCCUGCACUGUCGGCCAGAAAACAUGCAAGGGCUCCGUCCAACAAAGACCGUGUGUCAGCAGCAAGUGAAGAUUUCUUCAUCGAGGUUUCCCCGGGGACGUACGCCAUCACUGCCGGCCUGCCUGAGUCGCAGCAGCAGACUCAGCUGGUCAGCGUCAAAGCUGGAGAGAGCGUCAACCUCACCUUCAAUCUGUGACACCUCACCUGACUCAUAACUAAAUUGACCAAUGCAAUUUAUGCUGUUUGUGUGUUUAUUGACAGUUUUUACGCUGAUUAUUUUGCAAAGUGUUUCAGUUGCUGCGCAUUGAUAAGCCAUAUUUUUAUUGCACUUGUGAGUAUUUUAUUAUCUAGACUGUGUGUCCAAAUUCUGUCCUAGAGAAUUAUGUAUUUCAGUAUUUUUACCUGCACAAAUACCAUAUCAGUGUGUUUGAAUAAAGUAUUUUUUAUCAUC
This is a messenger RNA of Acanthopagrus latus (yellowfin seabream), 998 nucleotides long. RefSeq names its product A kinase (PRKA) interacting protein 1 (gene akip1). The coding region runs from base 219 to 743 and encodes 174 amino acids. Lineage: Eukaryota; Metazoa; Chordata; Actinopteri; Spariformes; Sparidae. Gene Ontology annotation, cellular component: nucleoplasm. Gene Ontology annotation, biological process: regulation of non-canonical NF-kappaB signal transduction. The transcript is spliced from 5 exons. The record is from RefSeq and is a predicted model, not a curated record.